AGCACGCGUACCUCAAUGUCGUGACGCGCGGAGAUAUGUCGAGCUUGAAGUGGUUUGACGCUCACCACAAAUACUUCCCUAAUCUUCCCGACAGCGAAAAGAAAGAGCAGGAAGUGUUGUGUAAUGUCUACUACUCUGCCCUCAACUUUAAGGAUGUGGUGUUAGUGUCGGGUAAGAUACAGCCCGGACCGGAGGGCGCCCUCUUUGACUGCAUCAUUGGUCUGGAGUUCGCGGGCCGUAGGAGUGAUACCGGGCAGCGAGUGAUGGGAAUGGUUCCCUUCAAAGGCAUCGCCACAACACUUCUCACUUAUAAGGACUACUUGUGGGACAUUCCGGACCACUGGUCCAUCGAAGACGCGGCCACUGUUCCCGUGGUUUAUGUGACCGCUUAUUACGCGCUUAUAAUGCGUGGAAGUCUAGUGGAGGGCGAGUCAGUGCUCAUCCAUUCGGGCGCCGGUGGUGUAGGACAGGCCGCUAUCUUCAUCUGCCAGAGUAUGGGUUGCGAUGUGUUUGUGACCGUCGGUAAUGACGAGAAACGGGAUUUCAUGAAAAGAAAGUUCAAUAUUCCCGACGAUCACAUCGGGAACUCACACGACGUUACUUUCGAGAGACAGUUCAUGACUGUUACUAAAGGCAAAGGCAUUGACGUUGUCCUCAAUUCACUCACUGAAGACAAACUUCAGGCAUCGCUUCGAUGUUUGGCACCGAAUGGAAGAUUCCUUGAGAUCGGGAAAUACGAUAUGCAGAUGAAUAAGAGUUUGGGAUUAUUUGCAUUCCUCAACAACAUCUCCUUCCAUGGCGUGGGACUCGACUGUAUCUUCCGAGAGGGCCCGUCCUCUAAGAAAUUGAAGGCAUUUAUGAAAGAAAUGACUCGACUUCUCAACGAAGGCAUCAAAAACAAUGUCGUCAAACCCAUUGAGAAGACUGUGUUUGGCGUCAAAGAGGCGGAACAGGCCUUCAGAUACAUGACUACCGGUAAACACGUGGGAAAAGUGCUCAUUAAGAUUAGAGAUGAAGAAGAGGAGAAGAUUGUGGUCACACCUAAAACAUUGGUCGUGAAGGCGACCACAAGAACGUGGUUCCAUCCCUCAAAGACAUAUAUAAUUGUGGGCGGUUUGGGAGGCUUUGGACUGGAGUUGGCGUAUUGGACAGUCUUAAGGGGAGCCAAGAAGUUAGUGCUCACGUCGAGGACUGGUGUGAAGAACGCCUAUCAGAAGCUCUAUUUGAAACGUUUCAAAGAGUUUGGACGACUUAUCGAAGACUAUAAAAUCGAUUUAACGGUUUCGACAAAUAACUUGACAACACUUGAGGGCACACAUCGGCUCAUAGAUGAGGCCAACGCUAAGGGAGCCGUCGGAGGGGUUUUCAAUUUGGCACUCGUUUUGAAGGACGGCUUCAUUGAGAAUCAAACGGCCGACACAUUCAAACAGUGUUGCGAACCAAAGUUCGAGGGAUUGCAUCAUUUGGAUGAAUUGAAACAAGUGACUACUGAUGUGUCGCUCAUCAAACUGCUGAAGAAAGAGGAACACUUCCAAGUGAUUCAGGAAACUGUGCUCAACAGCUAUGGCUUCCGACGAGAGGACUUUUUGGGUCGAUUUGACAUUUUCACUGUAUUGGGAAGUGAGGCCGACUUCUUGAGCACACAUUUACCAAAAGUCACGGAAAUUAUUUCAAACAAAAUAGACAACCGAUCG
Messenger RNA from Medioppia subpectinata, 1694 nucleotides. NCBI's taxonomy places the organism in Eukaryota, Metazoa, Arthropoda, Arachnida, Sarcoptiformes, Oppiidae. The record is from the annotation of a GenBank genome assembly.